GUGAACGACACCAGUUUCCAGAACCUGACCCGCGAGGAGGCCGUGCAGUAUCUCAUGAGCCUGCCGCCGGGCGAGGAGAUGACGGUGUGGACUCAGAGCAAGCAGGACAUUUACAGGAAGAUGAUCUCGUCCAACGUGAGUGACUCAUUCUACAUCCGGACGCACUUUGACUACGAGAAGGACACACCGUCGGGGCUCAGCUUCGUCCGUGGGGACGUCUUCCACGUGCUGGACACCAUGUACCGGGGCAGGCUGGGGAGCUGGCUGGCCGUGCGCAUGGGCAGGGACCUGCAGGAGCAGGACAAGGGCAUCAUCCCCAACCAGAGCAGGGCCGAGCAGAUCGCCAGCCUGGAGUCGGUGCUAAAAGCCACGUCCGCUGGCAACCCCUCUGGGGCACGGGCUGAGUUUUGGAAGCUGCGGGGCCUGCGGGGAGCCAAGAAGAUGCUGCGGAAGAGCCGGGAGGACCUGUCUGCCCUCACAAAGCAGGGCCACUACCCGCCGUACGAGAAGGUCGUCCUGAAGGAAGCCAGCUUCAAGCGGCCGGUGGUGAUCCUGGGCCCCAUCGCAGACAUCGCUAUGCAGAAGCUGAGCACGGAGCUGCCCGAGCUGUUCGAGAUUGCCCCGAGCGUACCCCGAGAUGGGGCAUCGGCCAAGGUCAUCAAGUUGGACUCGGUGCGGCAGAUCGCAGAAAGGGACAAGCACGCCCUGUUGGACAUCACGCCCUCGGCUGUGGAGCGCCUCAACUACGUGCAGUACUACCCGGUGGUGGUGUUUUGUGAGCCCGAGAGCCGGCAGGGCAUCAAGGCCAUGCGGCAGUGGCUGGCGCCUGACUCCAGGAAGAGCUCCCGGCGCCUCUACGCCCAGGCCAGCAAGAUGAAGAAGUACUGCAGCCACCUCUUCACCUUUUUUUCCACCACCAGCCUCAGCGGCAGCAGCAACGCCUGGUACGAGGCCAUCAAGGGCAUCAUCCGGACGCAGCAGAGCCAGCCCAUCUGGACGUCGGCGGAGCAGGUACAGGGCACGGGGUCCCCGUGGCGAGG
Molecule: messenger RNA, 1040 nt
Organism: Pterocles gutturalis (yellow-throated sandgrouse)
Lineage: Eukaryota; Metazoa; Chordata; Aves; Pterocliformes; Pteroclidae
Product: tight junction protein ZO-3-like
Biological process (GO): positive regulation of blood-brain barrier permeability; cell-cell junction organization; establishment of endothelial intestinal barrier
Cellular component (GO): plasma membrane; bicellular tight junction
Molecular function (GO): cell adhesion molecule binding
Source: RefSeq, a predicted model, not a curated record